AUGAGUACUCCGAGUGAGCAAACAGUCAUUGGAAGACUUGAUGAAGAUGUAAUUCUCCCUUGCUCAUUUGAGAAUGGGUCUGAAGUUGUAAUUCACUGGAAGCAUAAAGACACUCACAACGUUUACAAAUACUACAAAGGCAGUGACCAUUUGGAAAAGCAAAAUCCCAGAUACACAAACAGGACAUCCCUCUUCCAUAGUGAAAUUCACAAUGGGAAUGCCUCCCUGUCUUUCAGAAGAUUAAGCCUUCUGGAUGAAGGAAUUUAUACUUGCUAUGUGGGAACAGCAUCUGGAAAAACCACAAAGAAAGUGGUGUUAAAGGUGGGAGUUUUCGUCACACCUGUGAUGAAGUAUGAAAAGAGGAACACAGACAGCUUCUUAACCUGCAGCGUGCUGAGUUCUCCUCGUCCCAAUGUCACAUGGCAGAUGGACAAGGCACCUAUCUCUGAAAGCAAUACGGAAGAGACCGGGUCUUUGGGUCCUCUUUAUAUUAACAGUGUAGUAAAUAUUACAGGAUCAAAUUCAUCUUAUGAAUGUGCUAUUGAAAAUUCAUUGCUGAACCAAACAUGGACAGGGCGAUGGACAAUGAAAGAUGGGCUUCAUAAAAUGCAAAGUGAACACAUGUCACUCUCAUGUGAACUUGCAAGCAAUUUUUUUCUACCAAAUCAAGACUUCAUAGUCACCUGGUCCAGAGUGGAAAGUGGGACUUCCUCUAUCCUGGCUUACUUUCUGAGCUCCUCUCAAAAUAUGACUGUCAAUGAACCUCGAUUUUCAUGGAACAAAGAGCUAAUAAACCAGAGUGACUUCUCCUUGACUUUGAAGGAUCUUAGCAUUGCAGACAGUGGGGAAUACUUAUGUAAUAUUUCUUCAAGCAAAUAUACUUUACUCGCCGUCCAAACACUUCAUAUAGGUGAACUCGGGCAAAUCUCUUUACAGAUAGGGGAACUGAGGGUCGUGGAUAAAAGUGGCGUCACGUCUCCACUAAUGAGAACCAGCAAUACUGAUAAUACAGAAGACACGUAUCACAUUCACUCUUUAAGACCAAAGCGUCAUUCACUGACAGCCUACCUGCAUCAAGAUUAUAAGUGCCUGGAGGCCAAGGAUUCCAAUUCAACUUAG
Ceratotherium simum simum (southern white rhinoceros) is the source of this 1119-nucleotide messenger RNA. NCBI's taxonomy places the organism in Eukaryota, Metazoa, Chordata, Mammalia, Perissodactyla, Rhinocerotidae. The record is from RefSeq and is a predicted model, not a curated record.